This is a messenger RNA of Cutaneotrichosporon cavernicola, 1857 nucleotides long. RefSeq lists its product as uncharacterized. Lineage: Eukaryota; Fungi; Basidiomycota; Tremellomycetes; Trichosporonales; Trichosporonaceae. The transcript has 3 exons. Bases 1 to 1857 code for a protein of 618 amino acids. The record is from RefSeq and is a predicted model, not a curated record.
AUGCGGCUAGGACCGACGUUCAAGGCGUCCAUCGCGGCACUGGCGCUGGUCGAUGUCGUCCUCGCCGCCGACCCCGAAUGGAAACCCAUCUCGUUCAUACUCGACCCCGUGUCUCCCAUAUUUGGAUGGUCGACGGGUUGGCGGACGGCGUUCAGAGGCGUCACCAAUCCAACAGUGGGCCAAGUCGGCUGGGGCCCUUCUCAACGCGUACUCGAUGCUACCACUGCGACCACCCAAGCCAUGGACGACAUCAAUUACAACUCCAUCUCUGCAGGUCCUCCAUUCUUCGGCAGCGACUUACGAGUGUAUGGAGCUCGCACGCCGGCCCUGCCAGACGGUCAGGCAAUCUUCAACGCUCUCGUAAAUCAGACCUUGGCCGAAGCGAUCCCUACCAUGACCUCGCCUGGUGUCCAAGCUCCUGGGGAGAACAACUCGGCCAUCAGUAUUGACCUCCAAUGGCAAAGCACCGACGUCUGCACAAAGUUCAAGCACGCGGCGAUCCUGAUCGAUGUCGUGUGGAUCAACACUGCCACGCAGGAGGCUUGUGCCACCCACAUUGCUGACUUCAGCUCGUCAGUUGACCAAAUACCUCAAGACACGGAGUACUUUGUCAUCAAUGGAGCUCUCAACCCGCGUCUCCGAUGGGUGAACCAGGACCAAAGCGCAGCCAACCUCUGGAAAGUGCACAACGGCGUGGCGGACGUACUUAUCCCCACCUCUGGCAACGCUCCCGGCGGUGGCGGUGGCGGUGGCAAUGCUGGCAACGCUGGCGGCGCUGGCGGCGCUACCAGGCCCUUGGCUUCGCCCGUUCAAACUGUCUCCGGCCCGACGACCUCCAGCCCGGCCAAAGAUUCUGGGCCCCAGGACUACUGGCAGGCCAUUUCCUCUAAUCCCGGGACUUAUAGCGAAAUCCCCAUCCCAAACGGUGUUUCGUUCAUUAUGAUCAACGGCACAACAGGACCCGGCCGGACGAAGCUCCAAGCUCAGAUUCUGCCGCUGCCGCCAUCUCAGAACACUUCCACUUCUGACGGGACAGAGAGUUUCAACUCGGCCAACAACUCGUGGGCUACAGAUACCAUCCUGUACCUCCGAGAGCUGGACCCGACUGUGCGGUACAAUCUCACUCUGUCGCCGUUCCCGACUACGAGUAACGAGACAGCAACAGUGGGCAUCCACAGCAUCACCUACUGGUACGGCACCAGCAACGGCACAGUACCCGUCAAACCCUCGAAUGGACCCAACAUUGCAGCGAUCGUUGGGGGCGUGGUAGGCGGUGUGGCGGGAGGUCUGUUGCUCGCCGCCAUUGCCGUCUAUUUCUGCGUAUGGAAGCCCAGAAAGCGGAGGGAGCGCGAGGAAGCCGAGCAUGUCGCUUCCAUCGAGAACUCGCGCUUCACCCCAUUCGUGCGGCAGGCGGUCGACAGCGAAGCUGCCAACAAGGUCAUUCCACCAAGCUACAACCCGGCGUGGGCGGACCAGUUCCCCAGUGACAGCGCCACGCGGACUAACAGCGGCAGCGACGCGUCGCUGCUAGGCACCAACUCCAACUCCAACACCAACUCCAACACCGGAAAGCAGCGCACUGGAGGGUCAGGCAUGUCGAACCCCACCCAAUCGACGGUGCCCGACUGGAAGCAGCCUUACUUGCCAGAAACGCAUGGUGGUGCAGCGCUUGGUGGAGCAGUAGGGCCCGCUGUGUCGUCUAGCCAACGGGGUUUGUUCAGGGAGAAGCACGCCGCAAACGCUUCCUCAAGGCAGUCGUCAGAGAAGCCGUCGACAUUCAAGGACGAGAAAGGCGGGCAGAACCUGCAGGCAGGUUACUCUGAGGACAUGUUGCGGGCUAUCAACCCCGACCCGUAG